CCCUGGUAUAAUUGUUAGGUUUGAAAUUUUGGAAUAUAUAGUUUCCGAAAACGAAAAUUAUUUGAUUCGAUUUUGGCAGGGCUUAAAAUGAGCAAUAGGAAAUCAAAAUUGGUGAAAUCGCUGGAGGAGUCGGUGCCACCCAUCGAUCAGGAGGACGUCGUCCGUUUGAUCGCCGACCAAAUUCGCCAGCCCAAGAGCGAUACAAUAGAGAGAAAUUUAAGCAUCAAGGAGAACCGGAGCAUCCUGCAUCUCGAGGAUGCCAUUAAAUUCGAAAAUUCGAUGCGCAGCUUCCACGUUUCGCCCACUGCCGAAUCUAUAGAUGAAGUGAUGCCCGUGAAGGACGAGGAUCUGGGGGAGAUGCUGGAGUCCCUGAACGAAGUGAUCCUUGAUGAGGAAGAGGAUGAGGAUGAUGGCGAUAAUGAUAAUUAUGAAGCGGAGGAGGAAGAUGAAGAGGGAGUCCACAAAGAGAAUGAAUACCAUGAAAAGGACGCGGAUGAUGGCGACGAUGAUGCUCCAAGAACCAACUCAAAUUCAGGCUGGAUAUUUUGAAUAACUGUUUUUAAGAUGCAUAACCUUAAUUAAAUUUCAAG
Molecule: messenger RNA, 590 nt
Organism: Drosophila erecta
Lineage: Eukaryota; Metazoa; Arthropoda; Insecta; Diptera; Drosophilidae
Product: glutamic acid-rich protein
Exons: 1
Coding region: 88-549 (153 amino acids)
Source: RefSeq, a predicted model, not a curated record